Messenger RNA from Pipistrellus nathusii (Nathusius's pipistrelle), 1320 nucleotides. The record is from the annotation of a GenBank genome assembly. NCBI's taxonomy places the organism in Eukaryota, Metazoa, Chordata, Mammalia, Chiroptera, Vespertilionidae.
AUGAAGAAAUUCUUCCAGGAAAUCAAGGCUGACAUCAAGUUUAAGAGCGCGGGUGCCGGACAGAAGCUCACGGAGUCGGCGGCGGAGAAGGCCCCCAAACCAAAAACCAACCAACCAGCACGCCAGCAGUCUCGCCAGGGACCCACCAAUGAGGCCCAGAUGGCAGCAGCAGCAGCCCUGGCCCGACUUGAGCAGAAGCAGCCCAGGGCUCGGGGCCCCUCAUCACAGGACCUCAUGCGAAGCCAGGUGAAAAAGGAACUUCCAGCUGAAGAGACUGUCAGUGGGAGCUCAGGGACAAACAUGGUAUCUGAGCCCAAAGAGGAAGGCUCAACUCCCCUGGCGGUGCCUGGAGUGUACUUCACCUGUCCGCUCACAGGGGACAUCCUGAGGAAGGACCAGCGGGACACCCGAAUCAAGGAGGCCAUUCUCUCACACUUCUCCACGGACCCGGUAGCUGCCUCCAUCAUGAAGAUCCACACGUUCAACAAAGACCGGGACAGGGUGAAGCUGGGUGUGGACACCAUCGCCAAGUACCUGGACAAUAUCCACCUGCACCCUGAGGAGGAGAAGUACCGGAAGAUCAAGUUGCAGAACAAGGUGUUCCAGGAGCGCAUUAACUGUCUGGAAGGGGCCCACGAGUUUUUUGAGGCCAUUGGCUUCCAGAAGACAUUGCUGCCAGUUCCGGAUCAGGAGGUCCCCGAAGAGUUCUACGUGCUAAGCGAGGCCGCCUUGGCCCAACCCGAGAGCCUAGAGAGACACAAGGAGCAGCUGUUGAGCGGCGAACCUGUGCGGGCCACACUGAUCCGCCAACGCCGUGUCUUCCGGCCCUCGCCCAUGGCCUCCCAGUUCGACCUGCCCUCUGACUUCUUCAACCUCACGGCUGAGGAGGCCAAACGGGAGCAGAAGCUCCGGUCUGAGGCGGUGGAGCGGCUGAGCAUGCUGCGGACCAAGGCCAUGCGGGAGAAGGAGGAGCAGAGGGAGAUGCGCAAGUACACGUACACACUGCUGCGUGUCCGUCUCCCUGAUGGCUGCCUCCUCCAGGGCACCUUCUAUGCCCGGGAGCGGGUGGCAGCACUGUAUAGCUUUGUCCGGGAGGCCCUGCAGAACGACUGGCUGCCCUUCGAGCUGCUGGCCUCAUGUGGGCAGAAGUUGUCAGAGGAUGAGAACUUGGCCUUCAAUGAGUGUGGGCUGGUGCCCUCAGCCCUCCUGACCUUCUCGUGGGACAUGGCAGUGCUGGAGGACAUUAAGGCCGCGGGGGCUAAGCCAGACUCAUCGAUCCUGAAGCCCGAGCUCCUGUUGACCAUCGAGAAGCUCUCGUGA